AUGACGUCGACCUCUCUGUCUGAGCUUACACAGCAGCUUCUUGCCAAGGCUGAGAAAGUGGAAAGCCUGGCACCUCAGUCUACCGGCCAAGUCCUCUUCCAGUUGGAAGGCCAAUCCCCCGAGCUGAAGAAGGCCCGUCGAGAACUCCUCGAAAUCACCCAAGAAAUCCAGGUUCGCGCCAGGGGGCCUGCGGACCUCCUCGAGCAGUAUCAAAUCCAAUACAAUGCCCUCUCCUGUCUCCGGUGGCUCCUUCACUUCAAAAUCUUCACCCACGUCCCCGCGGACUCCAAGCCCAUAGCAUACGCGACCCUCGCCUCGCUCGCCUCCGUGCCCCUGGGCCGUCUGCAAUCCGUGGCGCGGAUGGCCAUGACGGCGGGUCUGUUCGCCGAGCCGGACCCGGGACACGUAGCCCACAGCCCGCUGUCCCUGCGCUUCGCGACGGACGCGCUCCUCCGCGACUGGGCCGUCUUCAUCACGGAGUACGGGGCGCCGGCGACGCAGGCGAUGACGGAGGCGACGGAGAAGUGGGGCGAGUCCAGGGCCCUGGACCAGACGGCGUGGAACGUGUUCGGCGGCACGACCAAGACCUUCUUCGAGUACCUCAAGGACGUCCCGGGCAUGGUCGACCUGUUCAGCAGGUACAUGCAGGGCCAGGGGCUGAGCGAAGGGAUGAGGCUGGAGCACGUGCUGGACGGGUUCGAUUGGGCGGGAUUAGACGAUGACGCACACAUCGUCGAUGUCGGCGGGUCGAACGGAUUCGUAUCCGUGGCUCUCGCAAAAGCCCACCCCGGAUUCAAAUUCACGGUCCAGGACCUCCCGGAGGCCGUCGAAGCGCUAUCCUCGACGCUCGCGGACCUCCCCGACGCCAUCGCCUCGCGCGUGCAGUUCCAAGCGCACAGCUUCUUCGACCCGCAGCCCCCGCAGCAUCCCGCGCCCGACGUGUACUUCCUGCGGAAGAUCCUGCACGACUGGCCGGCCGACCGGGCGCGCGAGAUCCUCUCGCAGCUAGGGGAGGCGCUGAGGAACAGGAAAGAGGAGAAGGAGAGGCCGGGAAGCGCGCGCAUCGUCAUCAUGGAUAUCAUCUUGCCUGCCCCCGGCACGAUCGAGCGCACCCAGGAGGCGAUGCUGCGCGUGAGAGAUCUUUCCAUGGCGCAGGCGUUCAAUAGCCAGGAGAGGAACUUGGGCGACUGGGAAGAACUGUUCGAGAGCGCGGAGCCGAAGCUACGGCUGCUCGGGUGGAAACAGCCUCCUGGAAGCGCGAUGGCGGUGAUGGAAGUGGGUUUGGCUGAAUAG
This is a messenger RNA of Daldinia caldariorum, 1293 nucleotides long. RefSeq names its product S-adenosyl-L-methionine-dependent methyltransferase. NCBI's taxonomy places the organism in Eukaryota, Fungi, Ascomycota, Sordariomycetes, Xylariales, Hypoxylaceae. The record is from RefSeq and is a predicted model, not a curated record. Bases 1 to 1293 code for a protein of 430 amino acids. Gene Ontology annotation, molecular function: O-methyltransferase activity. The transcript has 3 exons.